This is a messenger RNA of Lottia gigantea (owl limpet), 945 nucleotides long. RefSeq lists its product as hypothetical. Bases 136 to 945 code for a protein of 269 amino acids. The record is from RefSeq and is a predicted model, not a curated record. The transcript is spliced from 4 exons. Lineage: Eukaryota; Metazoa; Mollusca; Gastropoda; Lottiidae.
CGUGAGAGUGGAGGAAAUAGUCUUAAGUUAGGAUUAUCAAACUCUUCUGAUGUCUUGCUGACUAUUUAAAUGGUUUGUCAACGAAACACUGUGAUUGGUUGUUUAAGUGAAAGAGAGUGAAAUCAACCAAUAGAAAUGUCUGUUCAUCGUACUAUAUCAGAUCUAGAAAGAGAAGAAGUAUUUCGUUUGAUUGAAAGUAAGAAAGAGAGAGUAGAGAAAGAUUCACAGAAAUGGAAGCCAGAAGUGAUCAAGAAACAGAUGGAAGAUGAUUUGGCCAGAAGAGUUCGUGAAGCCUUAGAAACACCACCCCUUGAACGUAUGCAGAGAAAAAAAGAGCGGGAACACAAGCAGAAACAACGAGAUCUUCAAAAACAAAAUAGUCAUUUAUUAAUCAACUUGAACGAGGCUUCAGAAAAUAAACAAUUUAAAAAAUGGAAGGAAAAUUUUAAACGUUUACAAUCAGAGAGCCCAGUCAUGAAUUUAACAACUAUUUCUCCUGUUGAAUAUUUAUUUCGUGAUCAACUUUCUAAAUCUAAUCAAGAUGAAUAUCCAGGUGUAUUUGGAUUAGAGAAUUGUUCAGAAGGUAUUCGAAAUAUCAGAGAUUCUUAUAGUACUACACUAGAACGAUUUCCACCAAUUAAACCAAAAGUUAAACAUUUUUACACUAAAGAUGGUUUUCUUCAAGCUUUAAAAAGUGGAAAAUUACCCCAUGGUUUUGAGAAUGUCAAUGAAUCAGGAAGUUAUAAAGAUAAAUAUGGUUUGAUGAGAAAUAAACUUGGUCCAUUCUGGCCGUCCGAGUUGGUACCAUACUAUCCAGCGCCACAGUUCCUGGUAAAUAACAGUCUUGGAGUGGAACCACUGUAUUUUCAAUUACCAGAAUUUCCACAACACUGUUGUAAGAUGUUUCACCAUCCUGUACAAUACAAUACAAUACAUGAGUGUUAG